UCCGGUGCGAGUUCGAAUGUUUACGUUCGCGUGUCGACCGGCAUCGCGCGCCCUCUCUCUCCGCAUCUCUCCGUCUCUCUCGGUUCCACCAUUUCAGUCCGAUAUUAUGUUGUUAUUGUGCCGAUAGGUUUUCUUUUUUAUGUCUCUGUGCGUAAUUCCUGUGACCUCUUAAACGGGUGUUUAUUGGGACCACGACAUAUACACGCAUAUACCAUCGCGUUCAGUGGAUUAUUCGAGCCAGGAUCGUGGAACAACGUUUUGAAACGGACUGAUUCUCUGACGAGUAUUGUUGAUUAUUGAGCUCGUUGAUCGACCUGCCUUCUUCGUUUCUUCCGUUACUGGGAUUAUUCCGACGUGCAAUUAUUUAGCGUUGUUAAACACAAUAAUAUAUAUAGUUUAGUGAUAAUAUAAUAAUUAUACAUUAAUAACAAAAAUAUUUACCGCACAUAAUAAAUAUUAGAAAUAAAUUUAAUUAAAUUUAAGAAACGAUGCCCUAUUGAGCAUUGAGUGAGAUUAUCGAGUGAAAUAAUUUGUAGUGACUUUUUUAUCUGAAGCUUUACCAGGUACAAUAUUUUGGAACGAAGUGUGGAGGAAUUAAUUUUACAAAAUUCGGUGGCUACAUACUAUUCUUGAUUAGGAUUCUUAAUCUACAAAGAUUCUAAAUAAUUGUGGGACAAUCACUCCAAGGCAACGCACUAUUAAAGGCUACCAGAUCGUAACGACACUGCCCCACCGCCGCAACCACCAUCCGAACCCGCAUCAAUCCCGGCCCGACGACGCCACUGAGAUGCGGCCGCCCGCCGCCCGGUAACCGACGCGCGCGCCUCUGCCGCCGCCCAUGACCGCCGUGCACCGCGUCGUCAUCGCCGCCGCCUCCGGCAUGGACGUCGAACGCGAGAUGGUCUACCACCGUCACCAGCAAGAGGCGGGCGCCGCCGCUGCCGCCUCCGCCGGAGCCCCAGUGGCGUCCGGCCAGGCGGUCGACGACGACGUGAUGCUGAUCAAGGCGGAGCCGACGAUGAUCGGACCGCAGGGGACAGUCGUCAUACAGCAGAACGGUCUAGUGUCGAUAGCCACCACUGCCGGCGCUACUUUCCUCCAACAACAACCACAAUCCCAACAACAAUCCCAGGCGGCCAACGGAGGCCUGUCUUCCUCGAACGGCGGCGGCCCCUUCAGCGGUCUGGGCGCGGGCUCGCCAGCCGCCUCAAAGCCGCCGCCACCGCGCCGCUCCACCGCCGCGGAUGACUGGCUCAGCUCGCCAAGUCCCAGCGGCGGCGCGUCCUCGCUGACGCCGUCGCCGGGGCCGCCCUCACAGCACGCCUUCACAGUGAUCAGCAACGGGUACGGGUCGCCCUUGUCCAGCGGGAGCUACGAACCCUACAGUCCCAACGGAAAAAUAGGAAGAGAAGACUUAUCACCACCUAGCAGCCUGAACGGGUACAGUGCGGACAGCUGCGAUGCCAAGAAGAAAAAAGGGCCCACUCCGCGGCAGCAGGAGGAACUGUGUCUGGUUUGCGGCGACAGGGCAUCGGGGUACCACUAUAACGCGCUCACAUGUGAAGGUUGCAAAGGAUUCUUCCGACGGAGCAUCACGAAAAACGCAGUGUACCAGUGCAAGUACGGCAACAAUUGCGACAUUGACAUGUACAUGCGACGGAAGUGUCAGGAGUGUCGACUGAAGAAGUGCCUGACGGUGGGUAUGCGACCGGAAUGCGUAGUACCAGAAGUCCAGUGCGCGGUCAAGAGGAAAGAGAAAAAGGCGCUCAAGGAGAAGGACAAGCCGAACAGUACGACCAACGGAUCGCCACCCAGUGUUAUUAAGUCAGAACCAGAGGCAUGUUCCAGUGAAGUAAUGAUGUUCAGGAUGGCCAGGAGAUACGACUAUCGAACCGAUUCCAUUCUGUUCUCAAAUAACCAGCCCUACUCCAGGGACAGUUACAAUCUCGCAGGAAUGGGAGAUACCAUCGAAGAUCUCUUGCAUUUUUGCAGGACGAUGUACUCGAUGAAAAUUGACAAUGCCGAAUACGCUUUAUUAACAGCCAUUGUCAUAUUUUCAGAACGACCAUCGUUAAUGGAGGGCUGGAAGGUGGAGAAGAUCCAGGAGAUCUACCUGGAGGCCUUGAGGGCGUACGUGGACAACCGGCGAAAGCCGCGCGCGCACGUCAUCUUCGCGAAACUCGUCUCGGUCCUGACCGAGCUGCGGACGCUCGGCAACCAGAACUCCGAAAUGUGUUUCUCGUUGAAGCUGAAAAACAAAAAGUUGCCGCCCUUCCUCGCCGAGAUAUGGGACGUGGACGUGAAGACAUAGUGGAGGGAAAGGAGGCACCGGACCGGGCGAAGUACCGGCGCGGGUGGUGUUCCGUCUGUUCGCUGCUGCGUGGCGUUCUGCGCGAGAAAGUACGGCGGGCACCACCACCAGUUGGCUGUGAAAUAUUGUAAAAUUAUACGUUUUUUUUUAAUAAUAAUAAUAAUACUAUAUUGACUAACUAAAGUUGGACGGCAUCUAGACGAAACGUUGUUGCAUUGAGCGUAUAUACAGAGUGGUCCGAACUGUAUUCCGGAAACUUUAUAAAAAUAAGUAAAAAUCUUCGUACAAAUGUAUGUCCUA
Messenger RNA from Sitophilus oryzae (rice weevil), 2611 nucleotides. RefSeq names its product ecdysone receptor-like. The coding region runs from base 839 to 2311 and encodes 490 amino acids. NCBI's taxonomy places the organism in Eukaryota, Metazoa, Arthropoda, Insecta, Coleoptera, Curculionidae. Gene Ontology annotation, molecular function: RNA polymerase II cis-regulatory region sequence-specific DNA binding; zinc ion binding; nuclear receptor activity. Gene Ontology annotation, biological process: cell differentiation; positive regulation of transcription by RNA polymerase II; negative regulation of transcription by RNA polymerase II. The transcript has 10 exons. The record is from RefSeq and is a predicted model, not a curated record.